Molecule: messenger RNA, 2912 nt
Organism: Culex quinquefasciatus (southern house mosquito)
Lineage: Eukaryota; Metazoa; Arthropoda; Insecta; Diptera; Culicidae
Exons: 5
Coding region: 775-2286 (503 amino acids)
Molecular function (GO): protein binding
Source: RefSeq, a predicted model, not a curated record
CUAGGCAAUGUUACACCGGGUUCUCUUCUUGGCGGUGCAUUCGUACUCCACAACUCAACGAGAGAGCGCGACUUUAACGCCGCGAAGAGAGGAACCCCCUAACGCUGCAGAGGAACUACUCCACGGUUGCGGUUGAAGUCACUGGCUCAGUUCCACUACGGUUGCCGACUCGUGCAGAAGCAACGCUUCGGAAGUUUGGUGCGGUGUUUACGUUGCUGAGUGCAACAAAGUUCUUAGAGGUACCAGCGGGAGAGAGAAUCGAAAUCCCCGAAGAAAUGGUCCGCAGGUCGUGAGUUCUUUAAGGAUCAACUCGAACUCGUUGGGGUUCGUUGCUUGUUCAUCCUGUCCGUGCGUUCAAGUCUUCCGCGGGAUUAACUGUUGUGUUGUUGUUGCUGGGGUUGCAAAUUGUCUCGAAGUUCUGUUGUUUGGGGUAGCUGUUGUUGUUGCUGGUGAAUUAUGAGUUGGUUGCGGAAAGGAAAAGAAGUUAUGAUAAUGAGGCUGCUCGCAAUGAUUGCGCUGAACUAGUUCAAGAAGAGCGCCCGCGCACACACACACACAUACGCACACAAGUAGAAAUUGAAUUAAUUUGCCCAUUUCGGCGCAGAAUUGCAGAGUGAAGAAUUUCUGUAGCGCAAAAUAAGGUGAAAAAAGGAAGAAGAAAAAGCUCGAAGAAUCUGUUAGCUGUUUCGUUCAAAAUUGAUAAUUGUUAAGUGGAAAGUGUGAAACCCAUUAUCAUCGGGAAGAUCAGCAUCGACGGCAGCAGCAGCAGCAGCGAUGUUCUGGAGCACUCGGAAUCUCCGGUGGUCCUCGGCAAAAAUGCAUUUUAUGGCGGUAAUUUGCCUGGUACUGUUGGCGGUAGCGAUGCCAUUGAUGUGUGCUGCUACCGCCACGGAAGCUUCCGGUCAGGAGUCGGCGACACAGGGGCAGGAUUUUGAGGUUCGCUACCUGUCCGGUGAGCCAGACUACAAAUCGGUCAACCUUACCUGGGAGGUGGAACCCCUGGACAGCAGCAGCGCCGAACGGGACGACGAAGAUCCCACCACGGGUGCAACACAUCGGCGGGGGCGCUCGUUCAACGUGUACUACUGUGAGAUGCAAAACUGGGGACCACAUCGGUGCCGGUCCAAAACCCUCACCGAUGACUCCGAGGACAGUGGGAACAGCAAGCAGUACACGAUGACGGUGAAGAAUCUCCGGAUGGCGACCAAGUACUCGUUCCACGUGAAGCCUCAAGUUAGGCGGGGUGACCAGAAGGCCAGUGGGCGGUCCGAGCAGGGAGCAGGACUAGAGGACGAGUUUGACGGGAACGCGAUCAACCAGGGACAGACGAUCGUGAUACCGACCAAAGGAUUCUCCGCCCACGCAACCCAAUGCCUGCCGCACGCGUCCGAAAUCGAGGUCCAAACGGGGCCCUUCUUCGGCGGUCGAAUCGGUUCCGAGAACGGCCAGUGCGGCAUCCAGGGUGACGGCGCGUCCGACCAGGAAAGCUACAUCAUGCGCAUUGACCACGAAAAGUGCGGCAGCCGGGUCAAUCCGUCCGAUCUGACGGUGGAAACUUCGAUCACGGUGCAGGAGAACCUGGGCAUUUUGACGCAUAGUACGCGGAGGUUCGUGGUGGUUUGUACCUUCCAGCCGGACACGCUGACGGUGCGGGCACGGUUGGCACUGCCGAGCAAGGGCAAGGGUGGCGCGUCGGUUGUUCCGCAGAGCGAGUGGUGGCCAACGGGCGGAAGGAACGCCAGGGUGAGGCAGUUCAACAUGGUCGAUAAGAGCAGUUUGGUGCUGAAGGGCUCGGACGAGGAGGAGGUUGAGGAUUUGGUGCCGGCGAAGGUGGAGGAGGUCACGGAGGAGGAGGUUGGGAAUUCCACGGAAGCGAGUGGGGUUGGGAAGCAGGAGUUGAGCUCGAAGGAGAACGAGAUCGCCGAGAGGAAGGUCAACUGGCGACGCGUGGACAAGAGUGAACCUUUGAGAGAUGCAAAGUACGCGCGGUUGUUUGAGAGCAAAAAUGGGGCUGGACCGGUGACGACCGGGGAGGGUGGCGUUGGGGUUAGCGAAUUGGAGACCAGCGAGGGCGACGAGGACGGCUUCAGUUCGCGAGCCUCCGAUGGCGAUCGGUCGCUAGACUUGCCAGGACUGCUAAUUUCCGCCUGUUUGGCCGUGAUCAUGAUUGGAGCGUUCGUGUACGUGCUCCAGAAGGAGUUCAAGAAGCAGCGAAUAAUCCAGCAAAUUCACCAGCACCAGCAGAUGCAGCGACCUCCGGCGGCGAGCCGGAUGCCGACCUUCUGAACUAGGGUGGUUCGUGAAAUUGUGGCAGUUAAAGUGCCCCAGUGAGAUUAGUGAUAACAAAAAAGAGAGAGUAGAAUAAUUUUAAUUCUUAAAGUAGCCGUGUGUGCGCGCGACUGGUAACGUUUAAAAAGAUAAGUUUUAAAGUUUCUAGCCGGAGACUACCAUCAUCCAAUCACUCACUUUUCCGCGUAACGAAACGUAAUUCUAUGCUCGUUUGUUUUGUUGAAAUGCUUUUCACUUUAGCAAGUUUCAAUUUCUUAAAAAUGACUGAGCAUAAUCAUGCCUUUACCAUAUCUCCUCAUCAACUCAUCCAACUCAUCAACCUUCCCAUAUUUAAGUUACUAUUUAAAAUCAUCACGAACUAUGAUUAAGAGAUGCACACUCACAGUUAGGUAGGCAAGUGUACAAAACCUUUUCGAAAGCGAGAAAUAAAAAGAAGAAAAUUAUUUUGAAAUAGCAACUUAAGCUAAUCUUACUCUUGCCAGACAGUGAAUAAGCCCCGAAAAACACUUAACUUAAUCCUCAAACGUAGCUUGUAAGCAACUAGUUUGUAAGAUUUUACAAAAGAAAACCUAUCCCUCAAAAACUAUCCGCUGUAAGCUCACAAAAAGUCUGUAAUAAAACAA